CUUUCCCAGUCUCUUCUCAGCUAGUGGCACGAUUGUUUCAAAGGUCUUGAAAGCCUUUGUGUACAUUGGAUCGAUAUAUUGAUUCUAUUUGAAUGCUUACUCAAUCGGCGAUCAGGCACUCUGAUCUGAGUCUGCGGUUCAGCUCAUCACCCAGUCAUUGCGCGAAGGCCUUGCAUUCAGGAUGGCUGUUCAGUGGCUUGUCGAUCUGUACACUACAAUAAAAGAACAUGGAGACCCUCGAACAGAAAACUUGCUGCUUGUCAAAGAGCCGUUAUACAUCAUUGGGCUGAUAGUUGCAUACCUGUUUAUCGUUAUCAAAGGGCCACAAUGGAUGGCUAAACGAGAAGGAUUUGAGUUGCGAAAAGCAUUAAUUGUAUACAAUUUCUUUCUUGUUGCACUUUCGGGAUGGAUGACGUAUGAGUUUUUUGUAACAACUGUCGUCAAUCCAGAAACAGAUGUUUGGUGUGAGCCUUUGAAUCCAGUGGAUACGUCUCACUUACGGCAAAGGCAAUUCUACGUUCUAUGGUGCUAUUUCUUUUCCAAAAUCAUCGAGUUUAUGGAUACUUUCUUCUUCAUCCUGAGAAAGAAAAAUCGUCAAAUAACAUUUUUGCAUGUGUACCAUCAUAGUACAAUUCUUCUACUAGAAUGGAUCUGCAUAAAAUAUGUCCCUGGAUCACAGUCUAGCCUACCUGCCAUGAUAAACUCCUUCAUCCAUGUACUAAUGUAUGCGUACUACAUGCUGUCUGCAUUUGGACCCAGGAUUCAGAAGUAUUUAUGGUGGAAACGAUACCUGACCAAGAUGCAAAUUAUUCAAUUCCUGGCUGUCUUUCUCCACACAUCAUAUGCUAUAAAGCUUGAAUGCGGUUUUCCGAAAGGAUUCCUAUGGCUUCUCUGGUCCUACAUGCUGUCGCUUUUUAUGCUGUUCUCUCAUUUCUAUAAACAAGCAUUUACUAGUAAAGCCAAAGAAAAGAAAGACGAUUAGAUGCUGCACAGAAGCAAAAUGGCGUAUGAUAAGUAACCCAUUGUCUGUAAGAUGGUUUUUGUAAUUCGUUAAAAGAUCUUGUUUUGUAUACGUCACAUUUUUUUGU
Molecule: messenger RNA, 1088 nt
Organism: Rhopilema esculentum
Lineage: Eukaryota; Metazoa; Cnidaria; Scyphozoa; Rhizostomeae; Rhizostomatidae
Product: very long chain fatty acid elongase 5
Biological process (GO): fatty acid elongation, saturated fatty acid; very long-chain fatty acid biosynthetic process; sphingolipid biosynthetic process
Cellular component (GO): endoplasmic reticulum membrane
Molecular function (GO): fatty acid elongase activity
Source: RefSeq, a predicted model, not a curated record